UUUGCCCAUAGCGACAGAGUACAAUACAGAGUUAAAAUUCAGCGGUUUUAAUAUUUUCUGGGCUUUCUUAAAUUUUCUGGUUCAAAGUCUCCAAAUCUUAGGUUUUAUUGCGCUGAAUGUCCUCCACUGCUUUGCUGAUCAAAAUUUGCAACGCGCUCUAGAUCUACAGUUUCAUCCCAUGGCCUAUAACGACUGUCCCGUGGUCACUCUCAAUACUUCCGAUGAAAAUGGACUGGGUGCACUGCAAUAGUUGUUUUUUACAGCCGAAUAUAGAAGUGGAUAUCUUGAAAUUUAUCAUUACCAACUGCGGGCACUUAUUUUGUCGGAGAUGUGCAGAAAAGAUGCGAGGAAAAUGUAUGCAGUGUCGUAGUGACUGUCGGACAAUGGGCAUUAGCAAAGAUAUGGAUCCUUCUAUUGCCGUAUAUUUCCGAUCAUUGGAAGAUUAUUUCCAAAAGCUUUCCACUCUUCAAAAAGAAACCACCACUCUAUGGAGCAGUUUUGCCAAAGCGCACAGCUUCCAAGAGAGCCAGCGGAGGAAUCUUGUCAGUCAUUUGAAGCGGAAGGCCAGUGCGCCAUCGAAUGGGGCUUCGAGCAGAUCCGAGGAAAUUGAGCAAAUGCGACAGCGGAUAGCGUCUGACCAGCAGACGAUAGCCAAACUCCAACAAGAGCACGACCGACUGAUGACGAUAAUUUCCAACAGCCUGCACAAAAGACCUGCCAGUGGCGCUCGCAGUCAGACUACAGAUCCCGGGGGUCACCCGCCGACCAAAAUGGAUGUGUCUCCGUCGGUUUCCAUGAUCUCGCUCGCACCUUCAAUUCCCGAUGCUAGGCGGACCACAAACCCCGUCCGAACGGGCUCUGUACUGCCGAGAAAAGAUCCACCAAUGCGCGCACCGACCGCCAUACCAACUGAUCCUCGUGUCGCCUCUCGGAUGUUUGCUGCACAAGCGAAGCCUGCCCCACCUGCGGCAUCGCAUGUCUCCAUGUCCACAUCCGGAAAAAGUUGCGUUUCCGGGACUUCUUCACGCAUCGUUAGUGGUCCCACGUACAGCGCGAACCGGGCGCUUGUUGCUAAAAGAUACAAAUUUUAAAACAUCAACCGAAUGCCGGUGCUGUAUAUAAUAGUUAGCGUUCUUUUUGUAUAAUAUGCGUUUCGAGUUCCGCUCGAUUCAAACGUCAGCGGAAGACUUACGCACAAUUUGAUACAGAAAUCAAAACGACCCGUAUGAAAAUUUUUUUCCGUUGUUUAAAUUUAUUUUGACGGUAAAUCCAUUAGAAUUGGGGUGUGGUUUUGUUGUACGUAUCCAAAUUUUUGGCUCGUCUACAGCUAGAAAAAAAUCAAAAUUUGUAGGUGAUGUUAUGGACUGUAUUAUGUGUCGC
Messenger RNA from Paramacrobiotus metropolitanus, 1380 nucleotides. Its product is annotated as probable E3 SUMO-protein ligase RNF212. Gene Ontology annotation, biological process: protein sumoylation; reciprocal meiotic recombination; homologous chromosome pairing at meiosis. The transcript is spliced from 9 exons. The coding region runs from base 222 to 1091 and encodes 289 amino acids. Gene Ontology annotation, molecular function: SUMO transferase activity. Lineage: Eukaryota; Metazoa; Tardigrada; Eutardigrada; Parachela; Macrobiotidae. Gene Ontology annotation, cellular component: synaptonemal complex. The record is from RefSeq and is a predicted model, not a curated record.